AUGUACGUCCGUCACACCCACUGGUCACUACAUGUAUGUACGUCCAUCACACCGCCACAUGACCAUAUGUAUGUACGUCCGUCACUCCCACUGGUCACUACAUGUAUCUAUGGUUUUUAUGGUAUUUUUGGUUUUUAUGUUAUACAUGGUGUUUUAGUUAUUUGCGAUUGUGAUGUUUUUGCCAGCGUAUGGAUUCUAGAAUUAAAAAGUUCUGUAUUUCUGACGAGAGCACUUAUGGAUCAAAAUAAAGAACGAGCGUCAGAAGAACAAAUUAAUUUAACAACAAUAUUGACACCAUCUGAGUAUUCAAUAUUCGAUGAAUAUGAAAAACAAUGUUUUACAGGCGAAUAUUUGUUUUUUUCUAUGUUGCCGGCCACAAGUCAUUUUAGUCAGAAAUCGUAUUUUACUCAUUUGGUCGGUAAUCAACAAAUUGGUUUGAAUUUUUAUCAUAUCUAUGUUGGAGACAGUGGUAGUGCUAAAUCGCAACAUAUUAGUGAAAUUAUUCGUUCAGCAAAAGCUACACAAAAAUUAUUCUCAUCUACAUAUAUUGCUACAUUUCCAAUUGGAAUAAAUAAUGGAAAACGAGAAGAAUCAUCCAUUGUUGAAGAGCCAAGUGUCGUCGGUUUGCUAAAUUAUCUUCAGCAAGGUGACAAACUUUUGGCAAAUGCUGAAAUUGAUGCGUAUUUCGAUAAAAUCGGAUUGUACAAUCAGUCAAGUACCACAGCCACUGAAGUUGGCUCAAGUUUAUGCUUAGCAUUUUAUUGGGUUAGAGAUUUUAGUCGUCAAACUGGAUCAUCAGCUCUAUCAAUCAAAAAUGCAAAGUUAUCGCUCAUUGGAGGAACAACGGGUUGCAAAUUGGCAUUGCUAUUGAUGAAAGUCAUUAAAUUAACAGGAUUUGAAGGCGUGUUCAACAGAAUGUUGUAUUUAUGCAUGAAAAAAAAACGAGGGAUACGACCACAAGAUAAAAAGCGGCAAAGACAAAAUGAUCGACCGUUAAUUACACAUCUGAACAUUGUUGUUCACUGCUUUGGUUCAUGCGAGUAUCGUUUUGAACAGAAUGAAGAUGAUCAGCCAUUACUUGAAAGAGAAAAUUAUAAUGAAAAUGAUGUGUAUAAAUAUGAUCAAGAAAGUAAAAAUCAAGAUGAUUUAUUGUUAAAUAUAGUUUCAAUGCGUGAAUCAAUGUCAUUGACAUCACCUAAUUCUCCGCUUCAAAGAAAUGAAGACAAAGAUGGUACAAAUGAUAAGUUUAGUGCGUAUUAUUAUGUCUUCAAUACCACUGCUGACGAAAUUGACACGAUACCAUAUAUUCAUACUCGACAUUACCGUGAUAUUUUAGCGAAAGCAGCCGUUAUUUAUCCAAAAUUAUGUGUUAAUAUGCAAUUAUUCAGAAAUUCAAUGGCUGUCCUCGAAGCAUUGGAAGGAGAAUAUCAAUUUCAAGAUGGGAUCAAAAACAGUGGAACAAUUCCAUUUGAAUUUAUUGAGAAAGUGAAAGAUAAAAUUAAUGAAAUGUUCCUUGCAAAAGCAGAAACAAAUGAAAAUGGUUUAAAAAUCUUAUAUGUAACAAAAGACGUUUGUGUUGGUGCAAAAAAAUAUUAUAAACAUUUACAAAACAUUUCGUUCGAGUUAUUUAAUAUAAAUGAAGGUGAUCCGCUUAAAAAAUCGCCAAUAUUAUCAGAAUCAACAAAAUUAAAACAAAAUGCAUUCCCUUAUAUAAUCCAUCCUGUUGUUGUUGACCAAGUUCGAUCAAAAAUAAAAAAGUACGGCUAUAAAUUAUUAUUAAAAUUGCAAUUUAAUAUAUUUAAUAAAUCAAUGUUGAAUAGAAAUAAAAUAUUAGGAGAUGGAUCAUUAAAAAAUAUUUCACCAGACGUCAUUGAUGAAUUGUUACUGGACUUGAGUCGCCGAGAUUUAUUGGUAAGAGGAAUUGACAAAUGGAUUCAGGGUCAAACGGGUUCAUAUGAUAGUUGGAUGAAAGCGAAAUCGCCACCACCCGGAUAUGAACGAGAUCUGUUCGAAUCGCAUUUGUUGGCAUACAAUAUUCCAAUUGAAGAAUAUAACAAUGUAUAUAUACAAUCAUCUCUACUCGAUUUUUAUCAUUUAACUGAUGCAGCAGUUUUGUUCUUUGAUACACAUUUGUGGUAUGCAUCUGAAUACCAUAAAUAUCCACUUGAUUUAAAUAAUACGAUCAAUCAGAAACUAAAUGACGGAAUAAUAAUAUUUAAUACAGUUAUAAAUAGUUAUGAAAUCAAUCCAAAUGGUCCAAAUUCAGAGAGUGAUGAAUUAUUAGUUUCAUCAGUAGCUGCUUCGGUGCAACUGAUUGAUUCAUGGGCAGAUCAGACUUCAGAAUCAACAACACUCAGACGAACCCCACUACAAACAAUAUCUAAUUUACAGAGUGCUGAUCAGCUGGAUUCAUUAGCAAUAAAUACAUUAUUAUCAAGAGAUGCAAACAACAACCGAAAGACAACAUCCGAGUUUAACGAUGAAAAACAAACCAAUAAACAAAUUCAUCCUCGAAACCAAGAAGGUCGUUCAACCGUAGCCGAGCCUGUCAAUUCAUACGAUCAACAGCCAGUAGUCGAAGAAAUAUUAGAAACUUUGUUAAUGGAUGUAGACACACGUGAAAAUCAGUCUACAACCAGUCCUCCUAACAAUCACAUACAUAAUCAAGUUGGCAUCGAAGUAACCACAAAUAUCCAUACAGUUGCUCUCGAUUAUGGUGAUUAUAUUGAAAGUAAUCAUGUUGAACAAAUGCAUAGCAUUCAAAGAUACUAUCAUACUGAACACGAGUCGGAGAUACAUCGUGAAAGCGAAGAACAAAUUGGCCGUCAUGAUUAUCCCGAAACUAAUAAUAUUCUGGUAGAACAUAGCGGAACGACAUCAGUAGUAUCUUCUGAUCAACGAUUAAUAACUGAGUCGGCAUUAUCAUUCGCACUUUCAACAGUAGUGCAGCAGUCCACUGAUCAGUUAGUCGAUGUAACAAUUAGAAAAAUUUCUCGAGCAAUUUUAACAUCAUCUUCAGCAUUAUUAGCUUUGAAAGAUAUUAUUUUAAGAUCUACACAUGUUAGUGUGUCAACUCGGUCGGCAGCAGUUGAACAGUUGAUAAAAGGUUGUCUAUUACAUAAAGAUUUUUAUUUUGCUACGUGGAAUAAGAAAGAGAAUACUUUAAAAGCUCAAAUCGGUUAUCUGAAAUGUUUUCCAGACGAUUUUGAUACUGUUUCGAAAAUGAAAUUUAUUCAUACAUUACAUAAAUAUGAUCUGGUCACAAUAUCUCGCAUCAUUCAAUAA
Didymodactylos carnosus is the source of this 3285-nucleotide messenger RNA. The record is from the annotation of a GenBank genome assembly. Lineage: Eukaryota; Metazoa; Rotifera; Eurotatoria; Philodinida; Philodinidae.